AUGUCGAGGGCUGUUUAUUCUAAAUUGUGGAUGUCCACUUCUCAAUUUCAUUUGAGAAGGCAAUACGGAUGGACUCACGUAUGUAAACGACUUACACCUUGGGUGUUCGUUGUUGGAUUUUUUGGUGUGUGGACGUAUUUUCCGACCCUCAGCAAUGAAAAUAAGAAGAGACUAACUCUGGGAUUAUGGAAUCCUCCUACUGUUGGAUAUUUUAAAUUCCUAUCAAAGGAAGAGGAAUAA
Molecule: messenger RNA, 240 nt
Organism: Theileria orientalis strain Shintoku
Lineage: Eukaryota; Apicomplexa; Aconoidasida; Piroplasmida; Theileriidae
Exons: 2
Coding region: 1-240 (79 amino acids)
Source: RefSeq, a predicted model, not a curated record